This is a messenger RNA of Branchiostoma belcheri (Belcher's lancelet), 1570 nucleotides long. RefSeq lists its product as uncharacterized. The record is from RefSeq and is a predicted model, not a curated record. Bases 89 to 820 code for a protein of 243 amino acids. Lineage: Eukaryota; Metazoa; Chordata; Leptocardii; Amphioxiformes; Branchiostomatidae. The transcript is spliced from 8 exons.
GAUCAGUCAAACCACCAGUAGACAGGGUAGAGGGGCGGAAACAAACAGGAGUUUCUGUACUGCCGUGCUUUCCAACUCUACAGCUACCAUGAGGCUGACUGUGCGGGCUCUAGCGCUGGUGGUCCGGGACGGCAAACUGAACACGUACGUCAAGCAGAGCAAACUCUGGAGACCGGGAGAGGUGUGGCCGGUGGUCGCCAUGGUGACAGUGGGCUCCGCCCUGUGCGGGUUCGUCUACAGGACCAAGUGUUACGUAGGACAACAAGGGCGCCGGGCACUGACCGAAACACGUCAUCAGUCGCUUAUCAUUGCGGUCAUGAGGGAAGAGGUCUGCUUGAAACGUCACUCCGAGGCACUUAGCGACGCCCACUACCUCCAGGACGUGACCAUGAAUGCCCGCCCAUGGCCGCUACGUCACGGCACUAUUACUAAUUUCGGCGCGGCGGCUGACGUGUAUGUAGAUGUGUGUCCCACCGCACCGGCUCACAUAAAAACGUGGUCCUUCCGGAAACCCAAACAAACCACGCCGAGAAAGCAGAGGCAACCGGCCGCCAGAUAUUUCACUGUCUUACGGUGUCCUUUGACUAAAUACACGGCAGGUACCAUGCCCCUGAAACUAGCGAGAGCGGCUCCACGUCUGAUCCGGGACGGGAGACUACUCAAGUACGGCAGACCCAAAAUCUGGAAAGCCGGAGAGGUGUGGCCAGUCAUCGCCAUGGUGACCAUCGGAGGUGCCUUCCUGGGCAUGGCGAUCAGAACCAAGUCUUACGUGGGGAACCAGGGACACAGAGAACACUACAAGCACGACGAGGAAGAAUAGACAGAUCUUAUAUAUAAGUUACAUCUUGUGUAUUUCCGCAACUUGGCAGCAGUUCGUAAAGUUUUAUUGUGAUUUGACACAUAAACAUUAAGCACAGUGACUUUUGAAACUUUUAUUUCAAAUACCACAUUGCAGACAAAAGUCUGAAUUGCGUCAGUAUUUACAAUCCAUUUUGCUCGUUUUAAAGUACACCACUUUGAAAGAUGACUACUACACGGACCUUGUAUCAUGGUCCAUUGUUUGUCAAGAAUUCACUUCCGUUUUUGCGGUGAAUACUAGUAUUGUGAUUGCACCACUAAAAUGUUGAUUCUGUAUCGCACUGCCAGUAUUGUAAGGUUGCAAGGUGUAUUUGGUCUUGAAAAUAUCAAAUAUCUUACCAAUAAAUAACUACCUAACUGUGUACUGCAAUGUGCUACUGAGGGAAAAACAGGGUAGAUGAAACUGUACACUGAAUGUACAUUCAAAGCUACCAACACGAGAACUAAGGAAGAAAAUGCUUGAAUAUAUUCAGUCCUGUUAAGGCAACAAUGCAAUAAAGUGUUGUCAAUAUUCGAUCUAUUAAAAAUAUAUGACACGUAUUCAACAGUGUGAAACAAGGACAAAAUCAUAACUAAUAUACUCAGAUAUAUUUUACCUCUAAGUUAUUCAGUUCAGACUACCUUGUCACAAAGCGUCUAUCAAGUAUGUGAUAUUUUGUACAUAGUACUGAGGUGUAUCAAAUAAAGUAAACUGCUGCUGGAAAUGAUUUUG